ACGUGGCUGCAACAGUAUCUGUUCCAGGGCUCAGAUCAGCUCUCACAGUCUCACAUCCCAGGAGUGAAGGCAACCUGCAGCAGCCACUGCUGGCCCUGGCUUCUAGUCCAUGGCAUCAACUGCAUCAUCACAGGGGAACAAGAUACAUGACAGCUGGCAAGACAAGCAGCAGCAGCCCAUUAGCCAAGCUAGAGCCCUGACAGCCCAAGAUGCUUCCUGUCCCUGCAAUGCUAAAUGACCUUCAUUGUACAGAAGAGGCUGGAGAGCAGCUCCCCUUCCUUGCCAACCACUGAAACCCCUUUCAGAGAUCUGGUCCUGUUCCACAUGGAUUUCUUUCCUGCAAUCUGCUGAGCUUCAUGUCUUCCCUGUCUGAUUAUUUAUCAUUGAGCCAAUAUGACCAGUGUGCAUGGAGGACGUCUUAGGACAUUUUUACUGCUCUGCCUCUUUGGAUGCAGACCUAUUGAAGGCUGGAUGAACAUGCAUGGGGACCAGGUCAAGACAGGGACCCCAAUAUUUUCUGAGGUGCAAGCUUCUGCUGCAGGUGGGAGCAUGGAGGUGGAAGCUACAACCACACAACGUUACGUCCAGCGUUUGAGAAGAGGCACCCCUUCAGCAAAUGUAUCCAGGCAGAAGGUCCAGGCUAAUGCCUUGCCAAAGGGGUUUGUCUGCCCAUAUAAAGUAAUCAGUGAGGACAGGGCGAGCCAUAGAAGCAUCUGUUUCAGGACCCUGGACAGCAACUUCCAUUGUGACCAAAGAAACUGCAAAGCCUUCAAAUCCAGGGGGUCCUUGGUGGCCAAUGUCUUGAGGAACAGCAGUGUGCUCUUGCAGUGGCUGCCCCCAGCCCCCCAGCUCAAGGAUUUAAAGGGCUUCAACAUGAACUGCUCAUGGAAUGGCACGUUCACACGCUUCCUGUGUGACAGUGUCCAGCUGGGUAUCAGCUGCAGGGAUUACCUAUUCUCGAAUGUCCAUGAGAAUGUCAAGUACACAGUGUGUGUGCAGACACUUUACACAAACAGGACGUCAUUGGAAGAAUGUGUAGAGUUCACUGUGGAGCCAUUGGGGAUGCAGGAUAUAGUGAUUGCAAUGACAGCAGUAGGGGGCUCUAUAUGUGUGAUGCUGGUCAUCAUAUGCCUUUUAGUGGCCUAUAUCACAGAAAAUCUUAUGCACCCCAAUUUUAGCCACCCUUCUGCCAAAAGGGGACCCUGAUCUCCUGGGUUUAAUAUAGCUGAGGAUCACUGGCAGAACUCUUUCAAUGCUCAAUAUUUUUUUUUUAAAUGUAGAAUAAGUUUGGAUAUGACAUGAUCAGUUUCUCAAACCUGGAAUAGUGGGGGGUUAACUUGCUUCUGAUUCCAAAGUAGAGUUGGGUUGACCUUCACCUAAGAGAGGGCAUCACUGUGAAACUAGUGACAGGGGUUGAAUUGGGUCCUAUUUUGUAUUUAGCUAUUUAUAAGUGUGUGUAUUGGUUGUGUCCGUGUUUAAUGGGGGCUCUGAGCCUCAUAGGAAUGAAAACUUGGAUGUUAAAGUCAAUAAUAGGUCCAUAUCUGAUGAACUGAUUCAAUUACUUCAUUCCUCGCCAUUGCCUUUGUUUCAUUUCAAUGCGGGCUUUUUAAAUUAACAAUAGAGUGCCAAAGUAGUAUAGGAUCAAAUCUAGCCUGUCAAUAGCCAUAAAUGGGAGAAGGGAUAGAA
Pelobates fuscus (common spadefoot toad) is the source of this 1686-nucleotide messenger RNA. RefSeq names its product fibronectin type III domain containing 10 (gene FNDC10). Gene Ontology annotation, molecular function: protein binding. The coding region runs from base 394 to 1206 and encodes 270 amino acids. The record is from RefSeq and is a predicted model, not a curated record. The transcript has a single exon. Lineage: Eukaryota; Metazoa; Chordata; Amphibia; Anura; Pelobatidae.